Messenger RNA from Neomonachus schauinslandi (Hawaiian monk seal), 2950 nucleotides. RefSeq names its product poly(ADP-ribose) glycohydrolase (gene PARG). Gene Ontology annotation, cellular component: cytoplasm; nucleus. NCBI's taxonomy places the organism in Eukaryota, Metazoa, Chordata, Mammalia, Carnivora, Phocidae. The record is from RefSeq and is a predicted model, not a curated record. Gene Ontology annotation, molecular function: poly(ADP-ribose) glycohydrolase activity. The transcript is spliced from 18 exons. The coding region runs from base 1 to 2934 and encodes 977 amino acids. Gene Ontology annotation, biological process: regulation of DNA repair; ATP generation from poly-ADP-D-ribose; carbohydrate metabolic process.
AUGAGUGCGGGCCCCGGCUGUGAGCCCUGCACCAAGCGACCCCGCUGGGGCGCCGCUGCAACUUCUCCGCCGGCCGCCUCGGACGCCCGGAGCUUCCCCGGCAGGCAGAGGCGCGUCCUCGAGUCCAAGGACGCUCCCGUGCAGUUAAGGGUCCCACCGUCCUCGUCAGGCUGCGUCCCGGGGCGGGCGGGACCGCACAGAGGCAGCUCCACCUCGCUUGUUUUCAAACAAAAGACUAUUACCAGUUGGAUGGACACUAAAGGAAUCAAGACAACUGAAUCAGAAAGUUUGCAUAGUAAAGAAAACAACAAUACAACAGUAGAAUCCAUGAUGAGUUCUGUACAAAAAGAUAACUUUUAUCAACAUAAUAUGGAAAAAUUAGAAAAUGUUUCUCAGCUAAGUCUUGAUAAAUCAUCUGUUGAAAAAAGUACACAGUAUUUGAACCAGCAUCAGACUGCAGCUAUGUGUAAGUGGCAAAAUGAAGGGAAACAUACAGAGCGGCUUUUAGAAAGUGAGCCUCCGACGGUAACUCUGGUGCCAGAGCGGUUCAGUAAUGCUAACGUUGAUCAGUCACCUGGAAAUGAUGAUCACAGUGACACAGAUAGUGAGGGAAGUAGAGACAACCAACAAUUUUUGACAACUGUAAAGUUUACAAAUACAAAGCAGACCACAGAAGAUGAACGGGCCAGAGAAGCCAGAAGCCACCAGAAGUGUAGCAAGUCUUGCCAUCCUGUAGAAGACUGUGCAGGUUGUCAGCAGGAAGAGAUAGAUGUGGUGCCAGAGAGUCCCUUGUCAGACAUCAGCUCUGAGGAUGUUGGUACUGAACUGAAAAAUGCCAACAAAUUGAGUAGACAAGAGAGUAGUUUAGGAAAUUCUCCUCCUUUUGAAAAAGAAAGUGAACCUGAGUCACCAAUGGAUGUAGAUAAUUCCAAAAAUAGUUGUCAGGAUUCAGAAGCAGAUGAGGAGACAAGUCCAGGUUUUGAUGAGCAAGAAGAUAGCAAUUCCUCCCAAACAGCAAGUAAACCUUCAAGGUUCCAAGCAAGAGAAGCCGACACUGAAUUGAGGAAGCGGUCCUCUUCUAAAGGAGGUGAAAUUCGUUUACAUUUUCAAUUUGAAGGAGGAGAGACUCGGAGUGGAAUGAAUGAUUUAAAUCCCAGACCACCUGGAAGUACUUCUAGCCUGAAUGUAGAAUGUAGGAAUUCCAAGCAGCAUGGGAAAAAGGAUUCUAAAAUCACAGAUCAUUUCAUGAGAAUGCCCAAAGCAGAGGACAAAAGAAAAGAACAAUGUGAAAUCAAGCAUCAAAGAACAGAAAGGAAGAUACCUAAAUACAUUCCACCUCACCUUUCUCCAGAUAAGAAAUGGCUUGGAACUCCUAUUGAGGAGAUGAGAAGAAUGCCUAGGUGUGGCAUCCGGCUGCCUCUCUUGAGGCCAUCUGCCAAUCACACAGUAACUAUUCGGGUAGACCUUUUGCGAGCAGGAGAAGUUCCUAAACCCUUUCCAACACAUUUUAAAGAUUUGUGGGACAACAAGCAUGUUAAGAUGCCUUGUUCAGAACAAAACUUGUACCCUGUGGAAGAUGAAAAUGGUGAGCGAACUGCAGGGAGCCGGUGGGAGCUCAUUCAAACUGCACUUCUCAACAAAUUCACACGACCCCAAAACCUGAAGGAUGCUAUCCUGAAAUACAAUGUGGCAUAUUCUAAGAAAUGGGACUUUACAGCUUUGGUUGAUUUCUGGGAUAAGGUACUUGAAGAAGCAGAAGCUCAACAUUUAUAUCAGUCCAUUUUACCUGAUAUGGUGAAAAUUGCACUCUGUCUGCCAAAUAUUUGCACCCAGCCAAUACCACUCCUGAAACAGAAGAUGAAUCAUUCCAUCACAAUGUCACAGGAACAGAUUGCCAGUCUUUUAGCUAAUGCUUUCUUCUGCACAUUUCCACGGCGAAAUGCUAAGAUGAAAUCCGAGUAUUCUAGCUACCCAGACAUUAACUUCAAUCGGUUGUUUGAAGGACGUUCAUCAAGGAAACCAGAGAAGCUUAAAACACUCUUCUGCUACUUUAGAAGAGUCACAGAGAAAAAACCUACUGGCUUGGUGACAUUUACAAGACAGAGUCUUGAAGAUUUUCCAGAGUGGGAAAGAUGUGAAAAACCCCUGACUCGAUUGCAUGUCACUUAUGAAGGUACCAUAGAAGGAAAUGGUCAAGGCAUGCUACAGGUGGAUUUUGCAAACCGUUUUGUUGGAGGUGGUGUAACCGGUGCAGGACUUGUGCAAGAAGAAAUCCGCUUUUUAAUCAACCCCGAGUUAAUUGUUUCACGGCUCUUCACUGAGGUGCUGGAUCACAAUGAAUGUCUUAUCAUUACAGGUACGGAACAGUACAGUGAAUACACAGGCUAUGCUGAAACGUAUCGUUGGGCCCGAAGCCAUGAAGAUGGAAGUGAAAGGGAUGCCUGGCAGCGGCGCGGCACUGAGAUCGUCGCCAUCGAUGCCCUUCACUUCAGACGCUACCUCGACCAGUUUGUGCCCGAGAAAAUCAGACGAGAGCUUAACAAGGCUUACUGUGGAUUUCUCCGUCCUGGAGUUUCUUCAGAGAAUCUUUCUGCAGUGGCCACAGGAAACUGGGGCUGUGGUGCCUUUGGUGGUGAUGCUAGAUUAAAAGCCUUAAUACAGAUAUUGGCAGCUGCUGUAGCUGAGCGUGAUGUAGUUUAUUUCACCUUUGGGGACUCAGAAUUGAUGAGAGACAUUUACAGCAUACACACUUUCCUUACUGAAAGGAAACUAACUGUUGGAGAAGUAUAUAAGCUGUUGCUCCGGUAUUACAAUGAAGAAUGCAGAAACUGUUCCACCCCUGGACCAGACAUCAAGCUUUAUCCAUUCAUAUACCAUGCUGUUGAGUUCUGUGCAGAGACCACCAACCAGCCAGGACAAAGGACUGGGGCCUGAGGAGCUGAGUAAAUAG